Molecule: messenger RNA, 3366 nt
Organism: Pseudovirgaria hyperparasitica
Lineage: Eukaryota; Fungi; Ascomycota; Dothideomycetes; Acrospermales; Acrospermaceae
Product: leucyl-tRNA synthetase
Exons: 4
Coding region: 1-3366 (1121 amino acids)
Biological process (GO): leucyl-tRNA aminoacylation
Molecular function (GO): ATP binding; aminoacyl-tRNA deacylase activity; leucine-tRNA ligase activity
Source: RefSeq, a predicted model, not a curated record
AUGGCGGCCGCAAAGGCAACCCUAGAUGCAAUGCAUCCUGACCAUGCGUCAACCAAAACCAUGAAAAUCGAAAACACGGAAAAACGUGAUGCUCUCAUUUCCAUUGAGCAAGGUUACCAGAAGAAGUGGCAGUCUGACAAAGUCUUCGAGCCCGAGGCCCCAAGUCUGGAGGAGAUACCAUUUGGCUCCAUGACACAGAAGCAGCUGCACGAGAAAUAUCCCAAGUUCAUGGUCACCGUCGCCUUCCCCUACAUGAACGGUACUCUACACAUGGGCCACGCCUUCACCUUUAGUAAAGCAGAAUUCCAAGCAGGCUUCAACCGUCUCCAAGGCAAGCGGACUCUUUUCCCGUUGGGCUUUCACUGUACUGGUAUGCCCAUAAAGGCCUGUGCAGAUAAGCUCGAACGUGAGGUCGAGCUGUUCGGUAAGAACUUCGAAAGGUGUAACCUAGAAGAUGUACAAAAGGACGACAAAGAUGCUGCUCCUCCGCCGACACAAGAAACCAGGGCAGAUGUAACCAAAUUUCAAGCAAGCAAGGGCAAAGCAGCUGCGAAAACGGUCAAGACGAAUUAUCAAUUCCAGAUAAUGCUUUCUCUAGGCAUCCCACUCGAGGAGAUUCACACCUUUGCGGAUCCACAGAAGUGGCUGACGUACUUUCCGCCGUUGGCAAAGAGGGACCUGACAGAUUUCGGCUUCCGCAUCGACUGGCGUAGGCAAUUCGUUACCACAGACGCCAACCCUUACUUUGAUACUUUCAUAAGGUGGCAGAUGGUGCACCUGAAGCAAAUGGGCAAGAUCAAGUUCGGCAAACGUUACACUGUAUACAGUCCCAAGGAUGGCCAAGCCUGUUUGGAUCAUGAUCGCAGCUCAGGUGAAGGUGUGACGGUGCAGGAGUAUACUGCGCUGAAGCUGGAGGUCAAAGAAUGGCCAGAGAAGGCCCAGGAGAUUCUCGCAGGAAAACUACCAGAGGGCGCCAAAGUCUACUUCAUCCCUGCAACUCUCCGGCCAGAGACUAUGUACGGUCAAACGUGUUGCUUCGUUGGUCCUAAUAUAGUCUAUGGCAUCUACCAUGUGAAGGACAAUGAAUACUUUUUCAACAGCGAGAGAGCUGCCCGGAACAUGGCAUUCCAAGAGAUCUUCCCGACGUGGGGCAACUUCCCAAAGAUUGCAGAAUUUAGGGGUUCAGACGUUGUCGGCACUUUGGUCAACGCACCCAUGUCCGUUCAUACGUCAGGAGUAAGAAUUCUGCCCAUGGAUACAGUAAAGGAUACAAAAGGCACGGCAGUUGUGACUUGCGUUCCUAGCGACAGCCCCGACGAUUACGCGACCACUCUCGAGCUACAAAAGAAGGCUGAUUUCUAUGGCAUAAAGAAGGAAUGGGCCGAACUUGAAAUUAUUCCAAUCAUCGAGACCCCUACUUACGGCAACUUGACCGCGAAGACCCUGGUUGAGCAGCUGAAGAUUAACUCUUCCAAAGACGCCAAAUUGGCUGAAGCCAAGGAUCUAGCCUACAAGGAAGGCUUCUAUCAAGGAAAGAUGAUUAUAGGUGAACACAAAGGCAAGCCUGUCGCCGAAGCAAAGGCUUUGGUGAAGAAACAACUCAUUGAGUCGGGACUUGCAUUCAAUUACGCCGAGCCAGAUGGUAUGGUCGUUUCCAGAUCAGCAGACGUAUGCGUAGCAGCCCUCCUCGACCAAUGGUACUUCAAUUACGGCACUACUGCGAAUGGCGGUGAUGGAGAGUGGUGUCAACAAGUCCUCGACUACCUUGAGGACGGAUUGAACACGUACUACCCAGAAGCAAAGAAUUCCUUCGUCCGGACUGUAAACUGGCUGGCCCAAUGGUCUUGUGCAAGAAGCUAUGGUCUCGGCUCUAAACUACCUUGGGAUCCUUCCGUCAUGGUCGAGUCUCUUUCUGACUCGACCAUCUACCAAUCGUACUAUACGAUCGCGCAUUACCUCCACUCGGAUCUUUAUGGCACCAAGCCUGGCGCAUUCCCCAUCACUCCAGACCAGAUGACCGAUGAGGUAUGGGACUACCUGUUCGCACCGCAGGAUGCUGCGUUCCCCGAGACGAAGAUCAGCCAUGAGCAUUUGCAAACCAUGAAGCGCAGCUUCGAAUACUGGUAUCCUCUCGAUUCCCGCAUCUCCGGAAAGGACCUGGUGAACAACCACUUGAGUUUCUGUCUUUACAUCCACGCCGCUCUCUUUCCAAAGAACAACUGGCCACAAUCGAUCCGCAUCAACGGUCAUUUAAUGUUGAACGGCGAGAAGAUGAGCAAGAGCACAGGUAACUUCCUGACCCUGAACGCGGCGAUAGCCAAGUUUGGCUCGGAUGCGACGAGAAUCGCCCUGGCUGAUGCUGGCGACGCGCUCGAAGAUGCCAACUUCGAGGAAAGCGUAGCCAAUGCCGUCAUCUUGAAGCUGUAUGAGCUGAAGAACUGGUGCGAGAGCGCCGUCACAGGAACGGGCAAGGACAACGCGCAACGCACCGGCGAGCGCAACUUCUGGGACAAUCUAUUUGAAGAUGAGAUGAAUGUCAUCGCGAAAGACGCCUACGAGCAAUACGACCUCUCCAUGUACAAGCUCGCCCUGAAGUUCGGCUUCUACGACUUCACAUCCUCGCGCGACUCGUACCGCGAGGCGACCAAGAGCAUAGGCAUGCACCGCGACCUCACCCUCCGCUACAUCGAGCUCCAAGCCCUCCUCCUCACCCCUAUCGCGCCCCACUUUGCCGAAUAUCUCUGGCUGGAAGUCCUCAAGAAGCCCAGCACCAUCCAAAGCGCCACCUUCCCCGAGGUGCCCGCUCCAGACGCCACACUGAGCGCGUCUCGCACCUAUGUGCGCACCACCAGCGGCAACAUCACAUCAGCCGAGGGCGCGCAAGUCAAGAAAGCCGCCAAGGGCAAGCAGAUGGUGUUUGACCCGAAGAAGGACAAGAAGCUGACCAUCUUUGCGGCACAGAAGUUCCCCGCGUGGCAGGACCAGUACAUCGCCAUGGUGCAGGACGCGUUCAAGGACAUGGCUAUCAACAUGAAGGCCGUGACGGCCAAGAUCCCCAAGCCAGACAUGAAGAAGGCGAUGCCGUUUGUGCAGAGCUUGGCGAAGCGUCUGACGGGCGGCGAGCUGCCGGAGGCGGUAUUUGGCCGCAAGUUGCCGUUCGACGAGUUGGCUGUGCUAAAGGAGAUGGUGCCUGUGCUGCCCGUCGUCAAGCUAGUGGAGGUAGAGAUUGUCAGCGUGGACGACGGAGGCAAGAGCGGAACGGUGGUGUUCCCGGAGUCGAAGAACGGCGAGAAGAGGGAUAGCCUGCCGGUGCAAGCCGAAGGCAGCAUUCCCGGCACCCCAACCUUUGUCUUUGAAAAUGUCUAA